AGCCUGACUCCGGCCGUCGCCGCUGCCUGGGGGAGGAGGGUCAUGAUCCGAAGGAACCAGAGCAGUUGAGGAAACUGUUUAUUGGUGGUCUGACCUUUGAAACUACAGAUGAUAGUUUGAGAGAACAUUUUGAGAAAUGGGGCACACUGACAGAUUGUGUGGUAAUGAGAAACCCCCAAACAAAACGUUCCAGGGGGUUUGGUUUUGUGACUUACUCUUGUGUUGAAGAGGUGGAUGCAGCAAUGUGUGCUCGACCACACAAGGUUGAUGGGCGUGUUGUGGAACCAAAGAGAGCUGUUUCUAGAGAGGAUUCGGUAAAGUCUGGUGCCCACCUAACAGGGAAGAAAAUGUUUGUUGGUGGUAUUAAAGAAGAUACAGAGGAAUAUAAUUUGAGAGACUACUUUGAAAAGUAUGGCAAGAUUGAAACCAUAGAAGUUAUGGAAGACAGGCAGAGUGGCAAAAAAAGAGGAUUUGCUUUUGUAACUUUUGAUGAUCAUGAUACAGUUGAUAAAAUUAUUGUUCAGAAAUACCACACUAUUAAUGGGCAUAGUUGUGAAGUGAAAAAAGCCCUUUCUAAACAAGAGAUGCAGUCUGCUGCUGGAUCACCAAGAGGCCGUGGAGGUGGAUCUGGCAACUUCAUGGGUCGUGGAGGAAACUUUGGAGGUGGUGGAGGUAAUUUUGGCCGUGGCGGAAACUUUGGUGGAAGAGGAGGUUAUGGUGGUGGUGGUGGUGGCAGCAGAGGAAGUUAUGGAGGAGGUGAUGGUGGAUAUAAUGGUUUUGGAGGUGAUGGUGGCAACUAUGGUGGUGGUCCUGGUUACAGUAGCAGGGGAGGCUAUGGUGGUGGUGGACCAGGAUAUGGAAACCAAGGUGGUGGAGGAGGAGGAUAUGAUGGUUACAAUGAAGGAGGAAAUUUUGGAGGCAACUAUGGUGGUGGUGGAAAUUACAAUGAUUUUGGAAAUUAUAGUGGACAACAGCAAUCAAAUUAUGGGCCCAUGAAAGGGGGCAGUUUUGGUGGGAGAAGCUCGGGCAGUCCCUAUGGUGGUGGUUAUGGAUCUGGUGGUGGAAGUGGUGGAUAUGGUAGCAGAAGGUUCUAAAUACAGCAAAAAGGGUUGAAUGAGAACCCUACUUGCCUAAAUGAGGAAUGUCUUUCCUACCAUCUUAAAUACGAAGGUUUCUGGCUGGGUAAGGUUGGUAGCUCACAGUAAAACCUAACAACACCCAUUUAUUUCAUACAAAUUUAUGUUAGGAAUUUUAAAACUGCCCUCUGUUUAGUAGGUCCAUUGGCAAAUUUUGUUACACUAUCUUGGCACAUGUCCAGUAAAAUAUCCCUUAGACAAUUUAAAAAGUUCCCGUGCAAUAGCCAAGGAAUAACUAAAUGUGGCCCUUCAUGUAUACAAUUCAUUGUUAUAGUAUCUGUAGCAUGAAGUCCAUUUUUAGAAAAAGUAAACG
This is a messenger RNA of Ochotona princeps (American pika), 1449 nucleotides long. Its product is annotated as heterogeneous nuclear ribonucleoprotein A3. Gene Ontology annotation, molecular function: RNA binding. NCBI's taxonomy places the organism in Eukaryota, Metazoa, Chordata, Mammalia, Lagomorpha, Ochotonidae. Bases 165 to 1094 code for a protein of 309 amino acids. The transcript has a single exon. The record is from RefSeq and is a predicted model, not a curated record.